AUGAGAGUUAAGACUAGCACCGCCCUCACCGGCAUUCUCGCCGCCACCGCCGCCACGGCGCAAAACGCAACGAGCACCUGCGCGACCGGCGUGUACAUCAUCGUGGCCCGCGGCAGCAACGAAGCUCCCGGAUCCGGCAGAAUCGGCAGCGUCGCCAAUGGCACUUUCGCAGCCAUUCCCGGGUCCCAGAUCGCGCCGCUCGACUACCCGGCGACGUUUGACAACUACUCGACCUCCGUCGCAGCCGGCGCCGUGGCUUUGAACGCCGCGUUGACCUCGUACAACGCACGGUGCCCGAACUCCAAGGUUGCGCUGUUGGGAUACUCUCAGGUAAGCUCACGCCUCAUCGCCGUGAUUCUCUUCGGAGACCCAACCCACAACGUCAGCGCAAGCUGGAACAAGGGCACGAGCAAGCGCAAUGGACUCUUCCCCCGUGAGAAUGUGACCAAGUGCGAGGCAUACGCGUCCAAGAUCGAGUCGUACUGCGACACGGGAGAUAUCUACUGCGAUCUCGGUAACAACACCGCCGUUCACGGUUCAUACUUUGCCAACUACACCGACGAUGCAGUUGAGUUCAUCUGGGCACAGUACAACGCGUCCAAGUCAUCCAACGGUUCAUCGCCGACUGCCACCCCCACCACGGUUCCGGGAUCCGGAGCUGCCGACUCCGCUCCGGGCCUGCUGAUGUCCCUGGCUGGUUUAUCUAUGCUGGCGGCUUUCAUCUUGUAA
Colletotrichum lupini is the source of this 729-nucleotide messenger RNA. RefSeq names its product cutinase. Gene Ontology annotation, molecular function: hydrolase activity. Lineage: Eukaryota; Fungi; Ascomycota; Sordariomycetes; Glomerellales; Glomerellaceae. The transcript has 3 exons. Bases 1 to 729 code for a protein of 242 amino acids. The record is from RefSeq and is a predicted model, not a curated record.